Erinaceus europaeus (western European hedgehog) is the source of this 4591-nucleotide messenger RNA. RefSeq names its product NDC1 transmembrane nucleoporin (gene NDC1). Gene Ontology annotation, molecular function: protein-macromolecule adaptor activity. NCBI's taxonomy places the organism in Eukaryota, Metazoa, Chordata, Mammalia, Eulipotyphla, Erinaceidae. The transcript is spliced from 18 exons. The record is from RefSeq and is a predicted model, not a curated record. Gene Ontology annotation, biological process: nuclear pore organization. Gene Ontology annotation, cellular component: nuclear pore transmembrane ring. Bases 247 to 2271 code for a protein of 674 amino acids.
GACUCUAGAGGGCGAGUCCUGGGGCCCCAGCCCCCUUUGGCGGACCAGUGUGAGAAGACGCUCUGGCCCGUUAGGCCUGUCCAGAGCAAACCCUGUAGAGAUGGGCUGAGGGCUUUGCCGCACUUCACUCAGGCGGCAUUUCGGGCAGCCCCAACGAGGACCUCCUGGGGCCUUCCUCCCUUUGAACGGCGGUGGCGGGCGGGCGCGCAGUCCUCCGCCCUCCCCAGUCUCGGGGUCGCCAUCGCCAUGGCCACGGCUGCUAGUCGGCCCUGCGCGGGCGUGUCGCGGGACAUCCUGUGGCGCGUUUUGGGCUGGAGGAUAGUUACAAGUAUUGUGUGGUCGGUGCUGCUGCUACCCGUCUGCACCACAGUAUUUAUAAUCUUCAGCAGCAUGGAUUUCUUUCAUCCUGUACAGUGGCUGUCAGAUUCUUUCAAUGACCUAUAUAGUUCCUAUGCAAUCUUUUACUUCCUGCUGCUGUCAGUGGUAAUAGUAAUAAUAAGCAUUUUCAAUGUGGAGUUCUACACAGUUGUGCCUUCCAUCCCCUGCUCCAGACUGGCACUGAUAGGGAAGAUCAUCCACCCUCAGCAGCUCCUGCACUCGUGUGUUCAUGCCACCAUGGGGCUGAUGAUGGCUUGGUGUGCUGCAGUGAUCACCAAGGGUCGAUACAGUUCUCUUGUGAUUCCCUGUGCUGGUUCUGAGAGUUCAGAAAACCCUGCCACACGGACCUGCUUAAAUGAACCCCACCUCUUUUUCCUACUCGCUGGAGCAUUUAUGGGCUAUAGCUACAGUCUCCUAUAUUUCAUUAACAACAUGAACUACCUGCCUUUUCCCAUCGUACAGCAAUACAAGUUCUUGCGUUUCAGGAGGUCACUACUCUUACUGAUUAAGCACAGUUGUGUGGAAUCACUCUUCCUGAUUAGAAAUUUCUGCAUUGUGUAUUAUUUCCUUGGUCAUAUUCCCAGGGCAUGGAUUAGCACUGCUAUGGACCUUCAGAUUGAUGAGCAUCAUCACACACCACUUGACACUGCGGGUGGCCUCUUGAACGUCUCACUGCUCUACCAUGUUUGGCUGUGCGGUGUCUUCCUCCUGAUGACUUGGUAUACCUCAUGGUUACUCUUCAAAAUCUAUGCCACUGAGGCUCAUCUGUUCCCAGUUCAGCCACCAUUCGCAGAAGAGUCAGAUGAAUGCUUACCAAGAGUUUUAAAUAGCAAUCCACCCCUCAUCAUAAAGUACUUGGCGUUGCAGGAUCUGAUGUUGCUUUCUCAAUAUUCUCCUUCACGAAGACAAGAGGUUUUUAGCCUUAGCCAACCAGGUGGACACCCCCAUAAUUGGACAGCCAUUUCAAGGGAGUGUUUGAAUCUCUUAAAUGAUAUGACUCAGAAACUGGUUCUCUACCAAGAAGCCGCUGCUACAAAUGGCAGAGUAAUACCUUCAUCUUACCCAGCAGAACCAAGGAAAGUAAAUUCUCCAGGAGAAGCUGUUUUUCAGACUCCCAGUUCUACCCAGGUGGUUCGCCCUUCAGUGCCAUCACUAGUUAAGACAUCACUGUUUCCCUCAAAAUUAUCUACAUCUGAUGUUGCAAGUCCCUUGGGCACCCCAUUUGGUUCUAGUGUAAUGAAUCGGAUGGUUGGAAUUUUCGAUGUAAACACCUGCUAUGGGUCACCCCAGAAUCCUCAGUUAAUACGAAGGGGACCACGAUUGUGGACUUCUGCUUCUGGUCAGCAAAGCUCUGAAUUUUCUGAUCGUUCUCCAUCUGCCACUAGUGCUGAUGGUAAGACAGUGCGACAGCCAAGUGUGAUUUAUUCAUGGAUUCAGAAUAAACGUGAACAGAUUAAGAAUUUCUUGUCAAAACGGGUGCUGAUAAUGUAUUUUUUCAGCAAGCACCCAGAGGCCUCCAUUCAGGCUGUGUUUUCAGAUGCUCAGAUGCAUAUUUGGGCAUUAGAAGGGUUGUCUCACUUAGUAGCAGCAUCAUUUACAGAAGAUAGAUUUGGAGUUGUUCAGACGACACUACCAGCUAUUCUUAAUACUUUGUUGACACUGCAAGAGGCAGUUGACAAGCACUUCAAGCUUCCUCAUGCUUCCAGUAAGCCGCCUCGGAUAUCAGGAAGUCUUGUCGACACUUCUUAUAAAACAUUGAGAUUUGCGUUUAGAGCAUCACUGAAAACUGCCAUCUAUCGAAUAACUACUACAUUUGGUGAACAUCUAAAUGCUGUGCAAGCAUCUGCAGAACAUCAGAAAAGACUUCAACAGUUCUUGGAGUUCAAAGAAUAGUUAAGUAAUAUAAACUGUGUUCAUUACACUGCUGAUACAACUACAGAUGGGACAGUAAAUGUUCAGCAUUCUUGGAUCAGAAGAAAAUGGACUAAUUAGAUGCUUCCUUUGUCGUGGUGGUUGCUUUGAAAACUAUACUUUAAUGGGAGAAAUCAUGGAAAGAAAUUCUCAACGGAAUAACCGAAAACUGCCUUCUCUGUACCGAUUGCGUUUUUUGUGUGUGGUAUAAUAAAAUCUUUAUUCAAUUUGACAGAAGCAUCUAUGGCAGCAGAAAUGUCUCUAACUUAUAACACAUAAUAAUAACUAUAAUUUUUUUUUUUUUUUAGUUUACUUUUGAAAGAGGAGAGCCAGUUCAGAGCGUAAAACAACUUGACUCUAUACCUUCUUAAUUGUUCUCAGUGUUUAGCUCUCUGUAAACUCAAAAGUACGCACACUUUUGGAGAAUAGUUUCUGUUCACUGAAGGAUAAAAAUGGUAACAGUGGAGAAAAUUUCACAGAAAAAAAAAAUGUCUAUAGGACAUAUUUUGUUAAUCCGUUAGGUUGUGUUUUUGUUCCCAGGGACAAAUUAAAUUUGCAUGAUUGUCCAAAAAAAGUCUCAAUUUACAGAUGCUAACUCUGUAUAAAGGAAUGUGGAAAAAUUCAGUUCUUAAGUUACAAGAUUGAAUAUUCCCAUUUGGUUUUCAAACGACAGUUGACCAAUCUAUGGAUAUAUUUUGUAUCAUGCUAGUAAACAAUGAGUACAUGGAUAUUUUCCAAAGUAGUUUUGCUUUCUUUUUCUGGAACAAAACAUUAAGUGACUGCAGGGCUUUUCAAGUGAGAGAAAAAGUUUUACAUGAAAAACCAGGAAAUUUUCCUCCCCCCACCCUUCCCCUCAUCUUCAUUAGAUCAAAUUAUUUUGUGAAACUUGUUUGGCUUCCCAGAGGGUACAACCUCUACUGUAUUCACUGACUAAUUAAAGUACGUUAGGAACAUUUUUACAGCCAGAAACAACUUAGUCAUCAAAUAGCAAGUGAAACCAAAACAUGAGAGGGAUUAUUGUACUCAGAAGGACUUAUGUUGUAUAUUCUAAAAGUGAAUGAAGAAAUAUAAUUUCUGAGAUGAAUUUCUUUACAGAUAGAGGAUUGAAAAUUCUACAAGGCUAGCUUCAGACUAACAUACUCCUCUGUCAUUCUGUUAUCUUUUUUCCCAUUAAUGUCUCCCCCUUUUUUUCUUUAAAGUUAGCACCAUGUUGUAUAUGAAUCUUUAAUGUGUGAUGUCUACCACUUGUCUGAUUUACUUGGUAUAUUCUUUCUGUAUUUUACUUGUUGCCUUUCCAACGAACUCACGCUAAAUUAUAAAUGGAUCCUGCUGGCUUUUUAAGUGUCAAGUGUUUUUGAGUAUUAUUCAGGCUAUCGAUGACUGUUAACUUUUUUAAAUGUCUAAAGUGGAGUUGAUCUCUUUCUUAAGUAUGAAAGUUGAAUUUCAAAUAAGGUGUAGUUACUUCCAGAUGACCAGGUGACCAGAAAAUUAUGACAAGGUUGACGGAGGCCUGUUAACGGAGGCCAUGUUUUUAAAACCACUGAACUUCAUAUUUUUGGUAUUUGGGGGGGGAGGGAGAAAUAUUCUUUGCCUCUGCUUCUGUUAAACAAAUCGGAUUCCUGAGACUGACCCUGGGAUGACUGACUUCCUUGGAUAAAAUGUCUUCUUUCAGUUGUUAGCAUUUUCUGUAUACUUGAUGUAAGUGGUGACCAGUGUGAAAGUUUCUGAGGUUUUUAUCCCUCUUUCAAAACGCUGUAUGCAAAGUACUGGUUCUACAGUAUGUACCUGUUAGAAAGUUGGAAACUGCUUCUCCUGAUCUGGAUUGUCCCUUUUCACAUUUCAUGUUGACCAUCUGCACACCGGCUGUGGUCCCAGGGCGUGCCCCGGUCACCUGUUAUUAGGUAGAGCUGCUUCGCUUGUAUACAGAAGUCACAUCCUGACUAUCAGCUCACUGAUGCUAUUGGAAAUUAUAGUGCUUUUUAAAAGUUUUUCUCUGACUGUUAGUACAAAAUAGAGUUAUAUCAGGCCUUCCAGUGUUUGCUUGACUUUCAUGGAAAGUAUGAAUCCAUGUAACUGCUUCCCUGGAGAACUAGGAGACUGUUCUAGAAUAAACCAUGUAUAGUUGAGUGGACAUGAGUAAGAAGCAAAUUGUUGCUUUGAUAAUUUGCUCCCUGGUAAUUUUUUUUUUUUGUAAUCUUUUAGUAUGUUUUCCUGUAUAUAUAUACAUAUGAUAAACUGUUUAUAUCCUUUUGUAUAUCAUGGAACUAAAUUGGGUAGAAAAAUAAAUCAAUUUAAAAAAUGG